Messenger RNA from Rhipicephalus microplus (southern cattle tick), 893 nucleotides. RefSeq lists its product as uncharacterized. Lineage: Eukaryota; Metazoa; Arthropoda; Arachnida; Ixodida; Ixodidae. The record is from RefSeq and is a predicted model, not a curated record.
AUGUGCCGCAAGACUGCCCCUGUACAGCACUUCUCUUCGAGGGGAGCUGUCGACGUCGUACCGGAGCAGCAGGCCUCCACUCAGUUGAACUCAACUUCAAGCUCAUCAGUGUUAUCUUCGCAUAGUCCUUUGUUGUCCGUGCUCACAGUUAGCACCUCAUCCAGAAAAGACUUAGUCAUCCACGCUGUGGUCGAUGGUGUUACCCUGCGACUACUGGUGGAUACAGGAGCGUCUGUAUCUUUGAUGACUGCAGAAGACUUUCAGCGUCAUUUCAGCAAACAGCACAGCCUGUCCAAAGUUGUAGUCGACUUGCGAAACUUCUCCAACCAGCGCAUCGGGAUCCUUGGCUCCUUCCAAGCUCCAGUGAAAGAGUUGCAGCGGUCUUGCUCCGUGGUCUUCUACGUCACCGAUAAGGACACAUCGCUUUUGGGCCUUGACGCCAUUCAGCGACUGGGCAUCCAGAUUGACGGCGCGUCGUUAACGUGUCGACUCGCAUCAUGUGAAGUGCAGUGUCCCUCCAACGUGCCUUCGGGCUUCCAGCAGCUUUUCAGCGAAGAGUUGGGUCUCGUCAAGAGUUUCAUUCAUCGCAUUCAACGGCGGCCAGGUGUGACUCCGGUUGCAUUCAAGCUGAGACGUCUCCCUCUGGCUCUUCGCAAUCAGGUGGUGACCGAGUUGCGACGACACGAGGACUCGGAUGUUAUCGAACGCGUCGACGCUUCCGAGUGGGUCUCGCCGCUCGUCGUCGUCCGCAAGAAAAAUGGAAGCAUCCGGCUGUGUGUAGAUCUCAGGGAACCGAAUAAGGCAAUUAUCAUCGAGGGGUAUCCUUUGCCGCACGUUGAAGAGUUGUUGCAGAUGUUUCAUGGAGCCACUUGUUUUUCUAAGCUAGACUUAGG